AUGUCAACUCUUCCAUCCCAAACACAAUAUUUGGCUGCAGCUGAAAACGAUCGACCGCGACAAAGUCUAGAGGUGCAGAUGACGAACGAGGAUAUCACCGAGCUUCAUCGCUUCCUUCAAUCGCCUUCGACAACUCCCGCUUCGCAAGUUACAGGAGCACGCGAGCUCCUAAAGGCCGGCCAGCGGCGUCUUCGGCAGCUGGCGCAGCUUCAGUGGAAACCAACGGAUCCCAAGACCAAAGCCGAAGAGGCGUCCCGUCAUCUCCUUGUCCUCCAGCAAGAGGGGUUUCUCAGUUUGCCGGCUUCAGCCGCCAAGAAAAGCCUUGACUCGGUGAUGUCGGGCUCGAGAUCCGCGUCAAGCUUUGGCUUCCGAUCCAGCUCUCAGCGAGACGUUGAAAAGAUUGGCCAGCCAUGGCUUGAAAAUCCGCUCGAAGUGUCCGCAACGCAACACAUCAAAAGCCCCGAGCCGUCGCCACUAGAUCUCGGCAAUUUAACGUCAAUGGUUGAGGCGGCAGUGUCUUUUCCAUUUCACUUUGAUGACGCUUAUCCACCGCCAUACCAGCCGCCAGCGAACACCACCAGCGACCAGCGGACCGAAGGCCAAGAUUCUUGUCACCUCCACAGUGCAGCUUGUCAAUUAAAGCCCAAGGAACGGCGUACGGAAGAUCAAGGUGCCCCAUCAGCAGUGAGCACUAGACAGGUUCUCACGAAUGGGAAAGAUCAUAUCCCUCCCACCGUACUUCCGAUAAAGGAUGUGGCGCGUGAUGGCCCAAAAGAUGGCAAAUCUCAGGUUGUGGAUUCCGAUGAAGAUCAGAACAACUCUGCACAAUUACUGAAACCCCCAACGUCAAGAGCAAAAGCCGGUCCCAGAGAUCCGCCAAAUCCUGUCGCUCAGUCGUUGAAGCUCUUCCCUGACACAAUGCCUCCUCGUAGUUCAAGCAAGGGAGCUUGGCGCAUCCCCAACAAUCGAAUAAGAGGCAAAAAUGCGCCAAUUUCUGCCAAAUUCUCCGACAGUCAGCAGAUUCCUGCAACUGUCGCUUCGAAAAGAGAGACAGACAACGUCAAAAACUCGAUAAAAGGUACCUCGGAAUGCCAGGGCGAUCCUCAAAGGUCAUACCACUCAGGCAAGGCGUCGACAACGCGGCCAAGGAAACCCUGUAGCGAACCGGCAAUGAGUCCAAUACAUCCAGAAUUUCCGCGGUUGAAGAAUACACGUCGCCCUGCAUCGUUACCAAUGGGCACCAUAGACUCAUUCCCUCUGCCAGCUCCCUUGAGACCUCUACCAUCACUGCCCGAACAGCCUCCUGCUCUCAGCACUGUUCGCCACCAUAACACCCCGGUCAUCAAAGCAGCAACUCGGACGAAUCGCGACCACUCGGGCGCCUUUCCAACCACCACAUCCAAUAACCGCUCAGACGCUGAACACUGCCACUUGAAUACACAAUUUGCGCUCCCUCAGUUGAGCUUGGUUGGGGACGACUUGCCCGCCAGCGAGCAGGGUAAGUCUGUCGAGGAGGCACCGCCCAAUCAUCCGGAAUCUUCUGGGAAAGCGGAAGAAAAUCAGGCGGAGAGGUUGCAUUCACUCAAGUUCAGAGACAUGAUGGCAAGCCGUAUCAGCCUCGACGAGGCGAGAAAGGGCGAUGGAAUCAAUUCGCCGGCAUCUCCAAUGAGCUCCGGGUCCGACCAUGAAUUGCGAAUUGGCUACGAGAACGAACAUCUUGUACGCACAUCAGUCCAAAAGGAAGCAACUCCACCUGCUCCUCUGUCUCCUCCCCUUUCCCCACCUCCCGCUCCACCACUUGUGAAGUCUGCCGAACAACUGCCGUUCAGCAGGCGGCAUGUCAGCUCGGCCACAGCUAUCAUGAGAGCAUCGACAGAGAGGAGAGAGCCAUCUCUUCCCGCUUCCGACCGAAGCGCUACGGUGCACCGAAGUAAGAGGACGCGGAGCAUUGAUGUCCUUCACGAAUUGGUGGCUAGUGAACAGCACACUUCGAACCGAGCCGGGUCUCCGCUCCCUUCUUCGGAUGAUGAGUGCAUGGAUAAGGGUACAUUUAUGUGUAGCCUCAAGAAAGUCGAGCAAUCAUUGUCUGAGCCGACAGCGUGGUCCAAGGAAGUCCAGUAUCCCAGAUCAGAGCGGCCCCUUGACGCCGCGAAGGCAAAGAAGCCGCAUUUCGGAGGAGACACUCUCAUCAUUGCUAGGCUCAUCGAGCGUGACAAAGCUGCCCACACUCUCGUCCUUCUAGAAGGGCGCAUUGAACAGCUGGAGCGCCAGAACCGGAUCCUUCAGGCGGCCCUUUUCGCAGCUUUGGAUUUGGGUGUCAAGCCCAAUGCGGAAGCCCUGCUUGGGGGUUCAACGACAUCGCUGUCCGCCUCCGCAAAUUCUUCAAGUGCGGAGACGUCUUCCCCAUCCUCGACUCAACGAGCUUCCAAACUACCUGGUCGCGCAGUAGCAAAUGGAAGACGAUCACUCAUGAAGAAAUCCCUUCGUCGCCCGGAAAGUUGGAUUGACAGCCCUGGCGCCAGUCUGCAGAGCGAUUAUCAAAGUGAUGACGAUGUCAGUGUCCGAGACCUUGAGGAAAUGAUUGAAGACAUUGAAUUUACUUGCUCAUCGGAUAAGCCAGGUUCCGAUAGGGUGCGGAUUGGUCGCGAUUAA
Aspergillus fumigatus Af293 is the source of this 2652-nucleotide messenger RNA. Lineage: Eukaryota; Fungi; Ascomycota; Eurotiomycetes; Eurotiales; Aspergillaceae. The record is from RefSeq and is a predicted model, not a curated record.